Molecule: messenger RNA, 516 nt
Organism: Diatraea saccharalis (sugarcane borer)
Lineage: Eukaryota; Metazoa; Arthropoda; Insecta; Lepidoptera; Crambidae
Source: the annotation of a GenBank genome assembly
GUCUGUGGAGUCGAAUAAAGAUGGCAGGUGGCGAAGUGGAAUUAGCGCAAUCCGCCGUUCCAGGCGGUGAUACGAUAUUUGGGAAGAUUUUAAGAAAAGAAAUCCCAGCAAAAUUUGUGUACGAAGACGAACAGUGUGUGGCAUUUCACGAUGUGAAUCCACAAGCACCAACUCAUAUUUUGGUGAUUCCUAGGAAGCCUAUUGUGCAGCUUUCCAAGGCAGAAGAUGAAGAUGAGCAGUUAUUAGGGCACCUUCUAGUUGCUGCUCGUAAAGUGGCAGCUCAAGAAGGCUUGGACAAGACUGGUUUCCGCCUAGUAAUCAAUGAUGGCAAGAAUGGCUGUCAGAGUGUAUACCACCUGCACAUUCACAUCUUAGGUGGACGCCAGCUGGGCUGGCCACCAGGCUAAUUAUGUUUUUCUUUGACAUUAAUAUAAACUUUUUCUAAUUACUAAUAUAUUGUUUUAAUUUUAUUCCUUAGUUGUUUUGUGUUUAACCUACUCAAUACUUUAGAUGUCG